This is a messenger RNA of [Candida] anglica, 2011 nucleotides long. The record is from the annotation of a GenBank genome assembly. NCBI's taxonomy places the organism in Eukaryota, Fungi, Ascomycota, Pichiomycetes, Serinales, Debaryomycetaceae.
AAUCUCUUCCAUCUAAUAAUUUACAUCUUUCCUUCUAAUAUCAUUUAUUAAAUUAAAACAUGAGUGAUAGCGACAGCACAAGGGCUAAAGAGGCUUACUUCCCUGAACAGGAAGAAAAAGCCGUCCCAACUGUGUUGAAGUCAACUUCAAAAUCCAUUGGGGUCAGAAAAGCAGAAGUCAUGAUGGAACAAUACCAACAUCCUGUACUAAAGGUUAUUUUAUUCGUCUGCAUUUUCAUAGUGUCGUACGCAUAUGGUAUUGAUGGGACUCUCAGAUAUACUUUCCAAGCAUAUGCCACUGCUUCUUAUGGUCAACAUUCGCUUAUCUCCACUGUUGGAGUUAUUCGUGCUGUUGUCGCUGCAGCUUCGCAGCCAACAUACGCUCGUUUGUCUGACAGAUUUGGAAGAAUUGAACUUUUUGUAGUUUCAAUUAUUUUCUACGCAAUGGGGACUGUGAUUGAAUCCCAAGCUUAUGAUGUGCAAAGAUUUGCCGGUGGUGCUGUUUUGUACCAAAUUGGAUAUUCUGGGGUUAUGUUGAUGCUUCAAGUUAUCUUGGCUGAUUUUUCCAACUUGAAUUGGAGAUUGGUUUGUUCCAUGGUUCCAACCUUACCCUUUAUUAUCAAUACAUGGGUGUCAGGUAAUAUGGUUGCCUCUUUGUAUCCAAAAUACCUGUGGAAUUUCUGUAUUGGUAUGUGGGCUUUCAUUUUCCCAUUGACUUGUGUACCUUUGCUCGUCUGCUUAUUCCAUAUGUGGUUUCUUGCGAAGCGUACCAAAGAGUGGGGUAUCAUUCUCGAGGAUGAAAAAAAGGAGCACCCAACCACUUGGGUCUCUUGGAAGAACAAUAUCCUUAAGGACUUGUUUUGGGAAAUCGAUUUUAUCGGUAUCCUAUUCAUCAUCUGCGUCUUUGGUUUCAUUUUGGUUCCAUUCACUCUUGCCUCGGGUGUCUCCGAUAAAUGGAAACGAGCUUCAACCAUUGCCCCUCUUGUCAUUGGUUUUGUUCUUAUCCCAUUCUUCAUAAUCUGGGAAAAGAAGUUUGCCCGUUUCCCAAUUACUCCUUUCGCUUUACUAAAAGAUCGAGGUGUUUGGGCUGCCCUUAUUGUUGGUGUGAUGAUUGAUUGGAUUUGGUACAUGCCAAAUGAUUUCAUGUACACUGUCUUGAUGGUGGCCAUGAACCAGUCCCAAAAGGCAGCCAUUAGAAUUACCUCGUUGUAUUCUUUUGUCUCUGUUAUUGUAGGUCCACUCCUUGGUCUUGUAAUUGUCAAAUUCAGAAGAACUAAAGGGUUCAUUAUUUUCGGUGUAUCCUGUUGGGCAAUUGCUCUCGGUCUCCUCGUUCACUUUAGAGGUGACAAUGACGGUGUUCAAUCUGAAAAGUUUGUCAAUGGUGUCAUUGGUUCUCUUUGUUUGAUGGGUUUCGGUGCUGGAUUCUUCACAUACACCACCCAAGUCUCCAUUUCAACUUGUACCAACCAUGAACAUAUGGCUGUAAUUAUUUCGCUUUACUUAGCGUCUUACAAUAUUGGUUUGGCCAUUGGUGCCUCGGUCUCUGGUGCUGUUUGGACUAACCUUAUGUACAAGGAAAUUGUCAAGCAAAUGCAAAAGGCUGGAAUUGAUACAGCACUCGCAACAUUUGCCUAUGGCUCCCCAAUUGGAUUAAAAAGUUUCAUUGAAACAUACACUUGGGGAACUCCUGAAAGAAUUCCAGUUGUUUUGGCAUAUGCUCAUGUUCAAAAGAUUUUGUGUAUUGUUGGGCUUGUAUUGGUGUUCCCAUUACUCAUUGCUACCUUCUUCUUGAGAGAUCAUAAGCUUGAAUCUGUUCAAAGUCUUGAGUUGGCCAAUGAUGGUGGUAUUAAGGAUAGUGACGGAGAGGUUGUUGUGAAUAACUAUGACGAGGAUGUCAUGGUUAAGAAGUUUAAGUCUAUCUUUCGUAGACUGUAAGUUUAAGUCUAUCUUUCGUAGACUGUAUAUGAUAAAUUAAUUAAUAACGAAUAUGACCAUUAUGAUUUCCUUUGUAG